Messenger RNA from Cicer arietinum (chickpea), 618 nucleotides. NCBI's taxonomy places the organism in Eukaryota, Viridiplantae, Streptophyta, Magnoliopsida, Fabales, Fabaceae. The record is from RefSeq and is a predicted model, not a curated record.
AUGAAGCAUUGCACUCAGGAUGGGAGGCCAACAAUGCUCAUACUUUGUCUAUAUGUUGAUAAUUUGUUAGUGACUGGAAGCAACAAGAAAGAAAUUGAGGAAUUCAAGAUUAUCAUGAAGAAUGAGUUUUACAUGUCAGCCUUAGGAAAGCUAACAUAUUUCCUGGGCAUGGAAUUCACUGAAACUAAGGAAGGGUUGGUGAUGCAACAAAAGAAAUAUGUUGAUGAAAUCUUGAGAAGGUACAACAUGACUAGUUGCAACCCUGCUGUCACUCAAGUUGAAGUCAAUGCCAAGCUAGGAAAAGAAGUUGAAGAAGAGUUGGCUAACACCACCUUGUUCAAACAAGUUGUUGGAUCUAUAAGGUACUUGUGCAACAUCAUACCUGAUCUAUGUUAUAGUGUUGGCGUCAUUAGUAGGUUUAUGGAAAAUCCCAAGCACAAUCGCUGGAUUGCAGCCAAGAGGGUCAUGAGAUAUAUUCUAGGGACACUAGAACAUGGAAUCUUGUUUGCCAAAAAAUUAAAACAAGGAGAUGGGAUCUGGUUGGUUGUUCAGAUUCUGAUUGGUGUGAGGACAAAAGUGAUAGAAGAAUCACACCAGGCUAUGUCUUCAAAUUCAUGA